Messenger RNA from Mitosporidium daphniae, 642 nucleotides. RefSeq lists its product as uncharacterized. The record is from RefSeq and is a predicted model, not a curated record. The coding region runs from base 1 to 642 and encodes 213 amino acids. NCBI's taxonomy places the organism in Eukaryota, Fungi, Microsporidia. The transcript has a single exon.
AUGUCGUAUUACUCUUCAAUUUACUUAAAGCUUGCAGAAACAUUCGACAAACUUGCAUCCAGCCCUGAGAGACUAAAGAGCCAGUGUGCUGCAAUUUCGAUUGAGCAACUAGAUGAUAUCCUUGUGCUUUUAAAAAAGGCAACAUAUCCACCCGCUUCUAAAGACCUGGGCGGCUCUGCUCAUCCCAAAUGUCCUGGUCUAUUUGACCCAUCCGAUUCCAAGUUUAUUUUCUCUGAAGUAAAGAACAAUGUAGAUCAGGAAAUUGUAGGAGCCAAUGCAGAUGGUGGUAAUCAGGCCCUCGAGGUUUUCACAAAAGACAAAGAUCCUAUUUCUAACGUUGUUGAACCUAUGGAGGAGUGUGUUGGUAAUGUUACACCUGCACCUAUGGAGACGUCUCUUGAUAAUGUCUCACAUGCAGCUAUGGAGGAGUCUCUUGAUAAUGUCACAUCUGCGCCUAUGGAUCUUAAUACUGAGAAAAGCAACAAGUCCCAGCUUGGGGCCCCUUUUUAUACGCUUCCAACGCAAAGCUUGGCCUCCAAACCACUUCCGACAUAUGAUUUCGGUUACAUAGACAGCUUGGGAGCCAGAACAACAUCGACAUCAUCUCAUGAAUGCACAGGCCUCCCUAUUUAUCUAUUUUAA